Molecule: messenger RNA, 1203 nt
Organism: Penicillium daleae
Lineage: Eukaryota; Fungi; Ascomycota; Eurotiomycetes; Eurotiales; Aspergillaceae
Product: amidohydrolase family protein
Exons: 1
Coding region: 1-1203 (400 amino acids)
Biological process (GO): secondary metabolic process
Cellular component (GO): cytosol; cytoplasm
Molecular function (GO): carboxy-lyase activity; hydrolase activity
Source: RefSeq, a predicted model, not a curated record
AUGUCCAACCCUCUAAUCGUGGACAUCCAUACCCAUGUCUAUCCACCCGCAUACAUCGAUAUGCUCCGCGCCCGCCGCAAGGUGCCAUAUAUCCACGACCCGUCCGACGGCGGACCACCCCGUCUAAUCAUCCUCUCUUCAGACGAUGACUCAAAUAUCCCCCUCGAUCAGCGUGGUCGACCAGUCGACUCGUCAUACUCCGACAUCCAAGUCAAACUCGGCUUCAUGGACAAACACGGAAUCGAUUGUAGCGUCAUUUCCCUCGCCAACCCAUGGCUAGAUUUCAUCGGCGAAGAACAAGCCUCUGAAUGGGCCCAAAAGAUCAAUAAUGACCUCGAAUCUACUUGUGCACAGGUCAAUAAUGCGACUGCCCUGCCAGAUAAACCCCCUCGCCUCUUUGCCUUCGGCACCUUACCACUGGGUGCACCGCAACAAGUAGCCGUGGCGGAGGAAGUGCAUCGAAUCAGCGCCCUCCCUCAUAUCCGCGGCGUGAUUAUGGGUACGACCGGGCGAGGCAAUGGUCUAGAUGAUCCCGAGUUAGAACCAGUAUGGGGAGCACUCCAAGAUACCCAACUCAUGCUAUUCUUGCAUCCGCAUUAUGGCCUGCCGGACGAGGCGUUCGGAGGGCCUGAGAUCGUUCGUCGCUAUGGACACGUGCUCCCGCUGGCGCUGGGGUUCCCACUGGAGACUACCAUUGCGAUUACGCGCAUGUAUCUGAGUGGGGUGUUUGAUCAGUUCCCCAAGCUGAGAAUCUUGUUGGCGCAUUCGGGUGGUACGCUUCCGUUCCUAGCGGGCAGGAUUGAGAGUUGUAUCGCGCAUGAGCGGACUUUUAAGGUGAAUGGGGGUAGUGUUCCGGGCCCGCAACGGGGUAUUUGGGAUGUUUUGAAGACCAAUAUAUAUCUAGAUGCUGUGGCUUAUGGAACUGCGGGAUUGAAGGCAGCUGUGGAGGCCGGAGGGGGCAGUACGGAUCGUCUGCUGUUUGGUAAGAUACUGAGCUGGUGCCCUACUCUGGUGACAUUUUUUGAUGCUGAUAUCUUCCAAGGUACUGAUCAUCCAUUCUUCCCACCUCUCAACGAGGAAGAUGAUAAAUGGACCAGUGUGACUACCAAUUACAAGGCCAUUAGUGCCUCAUUCGGUGAAAAUGAAGACGCCGUGGCAGCAGUGUUGGGAGGUAAUGCUGUUCGUAUUCUCAACCUGAAAUAA